UUCACUUCAAAAGUUCAUAGUUAACGUAGGCUUACAAAUAUACGCUUAACCAAACGGUUAUUUCAUAAGUUUUCGCCGUUAGAUCAACUAGUAUCACAAAGAGUACAAGUUCAGGUUAAACAAGCGUUAAUUAAUCAAGAAUCAGUCGAUAUUAUACUUUAAACCAUCAAACAAACAAUUAAAACCACAAAAACAGCGUAAUUACAAUCAAGAAACGAAAUAACAAGAUAUAGGUUAUAAUUGUACACAAAUUAUCAGCGAAAAUGUCAGACAGUCAUGAUUCCACUGCUGAUAACGCAACCGAACAACUACAACUGCCUCCAACAAGCGGCCUAACACAAAUCGUCCCACGCCAAACAUUCUCAAGAAAAGAAGAAGAGUUAAUGCUCAAAUAUAUAGUGUGUCACAGUCUUUAUGACAAUUUAAGAAUGAUGAGCAUGUGGAAAGACAUGGCUAAAUAUUUUAACAAUGGCAGAACUGCUGAAUCUCUUAGAGAAAGAUUUCGCCGUUUUGUCAUUCCACAAAUCUAUACUUACAACAUACCUAAUGAUAAAAAGAAUCUGAUAACAGUUGGCUUGGCCAUGAAUGUACAAACAAGGAGAGGAAACGCAACCGAACAACUACAACUGCCUCCAACAAGCGGCCUAACACAAAUCGUCCCACGGCAAACAUUCUCAAGGAAAGAAGAAGACUUAAUGCUAAAAUAUAUAGUAUAUCACAGUCUUUAUGACAAAUUAAGAAUGAUGAGCAUGUGGAAAGACAUGGCUAAAUAUUUUAACAAUGGCAGAACUGCUGAAUCUCUUAGAGAAAGAUUUCGCCGUUUUGUCAUUCCACAAAUCUAUGUUUAUGACAUACCUAAUGAUAAAAAGAAUCUGAUAACAGUUGGCUUUGCCAUGAAUGUACAAACAAGGAAAGGAAGAAAUGAUAUGAAACAAGAAUGAAUAAAAUGGUGUUUAAGAUAGCAUAAGAUGAAAUAAUAUUGUGCCCGCGAUUAUAAUUUAAUUAUACUAUAUUUGAAGUAAUGAGAAAAAUUUAAUUUAACAUAGGCAACCAUACUUACACAUUAACUCUAGUUUGACAGAUCAUAAGUUUACAUUUCUCUUAGUUCCUUUCACAAAUCGCGUUAAAAGUAUAAAACCAACUCGUUUCAAUCGCUUUUAGGUCAUUUUCCCAUCGCACAAUCAAUGUAUCACUACACCUUCGAAAGCAUUCGUGAUUAGACUUAUUCAGAAGCCAAAAAUUGCAAAUUCUCAGAGGCUAAGAAUAAGCACCUAAUCAUGAACGCUUUUCAGGUGUGUAGAAACACUACGGAUGCCGUACCUCUGUACCUCCCUCAACGACUUUAUCUUAAACCCAGCGCAACGAUAUGGAUCUCUGUACAGUUAUCUUACAAAACCACUGGUCAGACAAUCAUCCAUGGAGAAAUGAUUCAAAAACUGAAAGAUUUAAUCACCCCGGAUGAAUUUGCAAGUAUAAAAGUAACGCGAACGGCUGUAGAUGUUGUCCGGUUUGAAGCUGAACUCGAACUGGAAGCAUAUGUACAACGUGUGCUUUGUAAGCUGGAUAAUAAAUAUAUCAAGCUGCAAGAUGUCACACAAUUGCUCAAGGUGAAAGCCUGUGAAGCAAAGACUGAUUUCCCUACAAGACAUGAAUGGGAUGCGUAUUUUCGCGAUGCUAAAGAUAUGAACGAGAUGAAAUUCGGGGAAAGACCGGAUACUAUUCAUAUUUCUAAUUUACCAACGCGAUGGUUUGUUAAUGAGAAGUUUAACUCUAAGGAUAAGGAUGUCCUUCCGUCUGAGAAGUUGUUUUACUACGCGUUUGAGAAAUUCGGUGAUAUACGCCACGUGGAUAUUCCAAUUUGUGAUCCUUAUAGGCAUAAAAUGAAGGCGCAUAUCUCGGGAAUACAGAAUUCUUCGUUUGAUGAUUUGCAAUUUUUUGAGGGAUAUAUACAAUUCAAAGAGUACAUGGGUUUUGUUGAUUGUAUGAAUGCUCUGCGAGGGAAGAAGUUAUUGCAUAAAGAUCGUCUAGGUGACUCGCAAAUGAUUAAAAUUUUCGUUGCGUUUGAUAAGAGUAAACAUCUGAGUGAGGCUGCUAUCAGACGGAGGGAUAUUCUUAGAGAAAGAUUGAUUUUGAGACAAAAAAGUCGAGAGGAGGUUGAAAGGGAGAAGUUGGAAGCUAUACAGAGGAAAGAAUCGGCGGAAAAACAAAAAAUUGAUGAUAUAAAGAAUGGUAAAGAGCAAAGACGUCGACAACGUGAAGAAAAACGUAAAGCUAAGAUACUUGCACAGUUAAAAGACCAAGAAAAGAAUGAUUUUAAUCAAAAAAUAGCAAAAGAAGAGAAAAAAUUGCUUAUUGUACAACGCAGACUUGAAGCUAUACGUUUAGUAGAGGAUUUAUUCAAAAGAGUCGAGAGUAAAUUAGAUUUAAACGUAAACAAACCAAAAAAAGAAGAUUUGGCAAUAAAAGAUAAUCAGUUAAAACGUAUGAAAUUGGAUUAUGAACAAGAGUUCUCUUCCCAACGUGAAAAACUAACGAAAGCAGUUGAAGGAAGAGUUAUCUUGAGGUCUAUUGUAUCUUCCACUGCAAAAGAAGUUUGUAGCGAUGAAGAAUCAUCAAGCGCUGAUGAUUCUAUCGGUAAUCCCGAGCGGGAUGCCGAGAAAAUAUACCCAACGCAUCCUCUGAAUGUAAAUGGGUGGUAUCCAUAUUGGCAGAAUCCUUUAAUGGCUGCCGCGGCUUACAGCGCUGUCGCACCGCCAUAUUACUUUCCUCAUAGGGGUAGAGGUCAUCCAGGACCUUCAGGAGGUAAUAGACAAUUCCGUGGUGGACGUGGAAGAGGCUACAAUCGUCCUUACAGGAAUAAAUUCCACACUGAACGAUAUUCAAGGUCAAGAUCACGAUCAAGGUCAAAAUCAAGAUAUUUAUAUCGAGAUAGUCGCAGUAAAUCACGAUCAAAAUCAAGAUCAAGGAAACGCCGUUCGUAUUCAAGGAGUCGCAGUAAAAGCAGGAGCAGGUCUCGUUCCAGAUCAUAUUCACGCACAAAACGCCACACAUCGAGAAGUACACGUUCUAGAUCUUAAGCUUUUAAGUAGAAAAUUAAUUUAAUCCUAUGAUAUACAUACUGAUAAGACUCUGGUAUAAAAGUCCAACAUUAAAAUGA
Messenger RNA from Dalotia coriaria, 3157 nucleotides. It is a transcript of the gene Xe7, whose product is annotated as A-kinase anchor protein 17A. Bases 1278 to 3077 code for a protein of 599 amino acids. The record is from RefSeq and is a predicted model, not a curated record. Lineage: Eukaryota; Metazoa; Arthropoda; Insecta; Coleoptera; Staphylinidae. The transcript is spliced from 4 exons.